GCACAACGAAUGAACAAAACUAGACGGAUCGAUGAUUGAAACGAGUUACGUAAGACCGCCUAAACAAGGUCCACUCUCUCUCCGACCUUCUUUUUUUGGAGGAAAUAUGAGCUGUACGUGCAUUCCCAUGCUCCACGUUUUACCUGAUAAACGCAGCAAGUGUAGGUGUAGGGUUGGAAACAGUCAUGGUUUAUGCAGGAUGAUUAGAAGAUCUCUCUUUUGUACCGAAAAAGGAACAGCAGUUUGGAGAGUAACAUACCGAAACGCUUUAACCAGGGAAGUGUUAUACGGAGGCCAUAGGGUUGAAAUAGUGUUGUACAUCAUCUCACAUGACGGUUGGAGAGGAAGUUCCGAAAAAAUAGUAAUAAGUACCCAAAGUUACAAUGUCUGCUACAGGAUGUGUCAUGUUGUGUUUGAUACUCUUCUUUUUCACUGCGGAUUUUAAUAACGUGAUAAGUCAAGUGAUACCACCAUCGUCCACCCCAUCGUCCGGUGUGGGUCAAUGUAGUGAUGGUGAAAGAACAUGUCCAACAAGCAAAGCAUGCUACCAGAAUUAUCAAAUUUGUGACUCUUACGAUGACUGUGGAAACUCUUUCGACGAGAUAGAAUGUCCAAGAUCGCCAGAGAUUUGCCAGCAUGUGCUAGGUAAUUCCUCUGCUUUUCAGGAUGCGUGUACACGGAGUGUAAUUUACGUUCCAGCGGCUCCAAAUAAUGGUGGUGAGGAGGAGACAUCAACAGUUACAGAUGGAAUAUUAUAUUUUCCUGGACCUGCUAACAACUACUCCCUACUCGACGCAAUUUCUUUUUCUACGGUGGAUUUUCCUGUGGGAGAAUUCGGAUACUUAAGACUGGUCCUUACUCCAUUCUCUUCUGUGACAAGUGAUUCAUUGGAGCCAGUUAUUCUCGUCUUAUCUAACGCCAUAGUGUGGGUAGUAAACGAUGGCAGCUAUGAAAUUUUAUUACGCUCUCCGAUUCGUGCGAAUCCAUCUGUAAUUGACAUGGUUCGACUGGAGGUUUCUUAUGUCAUCAAUUCGAGUCCCAGUGCGUCAAACCCGUAUCUUCCGCCAAGUUUAUUAACAACGACAAGCUUCAGGGUGCGGUAUAGAUUCUACUAUGAUCAAUGCGCCAGUAUCUUGAGUGAGGGCGAGACUGGGGUCCUACCGAUAGGUCAAAACUCCUGUCUUCUGGCUGUCAAAGAUUACGCCACCUAUACCAAUGAUGCGGCCCUUCAACGUGUUUACUGUGAACCGAGAGAACGGGUGCAAGUCGCUUAUGAUUUGUAUUCAGAAUGCUUCGAAAUCCCGCUACCAGUGCAACCAUGGCAACUUCCUUCCACCUCUGGACCAAGUACUGUCCCUGCUUCUACGAGUACUCCUAUGUUUGCACCAUCUUGUGACCAAGUGAAAGAAGUUUGUCCUGUCAGCCGUGGUUGUUUUAACCAGAGUCAAGUCUGUGACUCGUACAAUGACUGUGGAACUGGCUUCGAUGAGUCUAACUGUUCAUCAUUAUCUGAUGAAGAAGGUACAACUUGUCAAGAGGUACAUCAGAAUGCCAGUCUCUUCAACAGCUUAUGUGCAGAAUUUAGGACUCCCCGUGAUCCAUUCACAUCGGAUGACAUACAAUUAAUAGGUCUCUAUCUCUUCGCAGCACCACAGGGCUCACGCAUGCAUAUUGAAUCGAUUAAUGUCACCACUCCUGCCUUCACUCCACGUUUGUCGGGGGAUGUUUAUGCCAUAUUCAGCAUAGCCAUCAUAGAUCAACAAAGACAGACUGUUAACAGUGCAACACUGACUGCUGAGCUACGUGUCACGGAUAAAGGAAUUCUUACGCACAAUCUCCCUCUUCGCGUUCCACUACCGGUAUCUUCUGCUGAUCGUAUCGAGGUUUACAUUCAACGAACCCUAGAGACUGGUCCACCAAGUCCCCAAAAUCCAUACCAAGGUGUUUCAGUGGGAAGUGGAGCUGUUCGUAUGAACUUUCUUAAUUACAGAGGUGAUUGUGGUUCAGUUCCUCAAAACCAGCAAGGACCUACAUGGAACCUAUGCCUUCAAUCAGCCUGGGAUUUCACCAAAGCUUCUGAGAGGAUGUUUUCAAUGGGACUUACUUGUCAACCUCUGGAACGCAUUCAUUUCAUUUCAAAUAUGUAUAGUGAAUGCUUCGAUGAGCCUUCUAUUGUGCAAAUAUCCAGAAACAACUCGGUAGUCCCCGGUCAAGAAGUGUCCCUUAUUUGUGCAGCGAGAGGUACUCCUGUUCCAACGGUCCAAUGGCUUGUCCCAGAUGAUCUGAUUGUAUCCGAUCAGUUGUCCCAGUCAACAACCACUGGUGCAUCUACAAUUAUAUUUACUGGUGAAAUUGCUAAUAUGCAGUACAGAUUUGAAUGUAUUGCAGAAAGCUACGUGGGCGAAAAAAGAGCUGUACGCUUUGUCACAAUUUUAGGUAAUGAAUGUGUUGAGAAGUUGGAGUUGCGAGAUAAUUUCCUAGCAUCGUCUGGUCCUAACCAAUCAUGUCCUAAUGUACGAGCUAUUACACAAUUUGAUUUCUACUCUUCUUCGCUCAGAGCAAUUGCUUAUAGUUCACCAUCAAAUGGGUAUCUCUUUUCCAUUGAUCUACCUUGGUAUCUAUUCUCCUUCUCGUAUGGUAAUACCAUUGCUGGUCUUCGGAUAUCGGUCAUCGUAGAUAACUUCCUAUUAGGAUCACCAGGCAGACGAAGAAAGCGAUAUGUAGUCCCCAUCUUAUACGAGAGAGAUUACUUUGAUAUCACACAAGAUGGAAAUGAUGGUGUUCACCGCAUACGUUUCUUGGAUCCGGUUUCCAUAACAUCUCAACAGAUCUACAUCAGUUAUGAAAGUCUUGAGAGCAGCCAGGAGACAUUUUCACCGGAAGAAGGACCGCUUACAUUAAGAUACUUAGAAUGUCCAACUGUAAUAGACAGAAUCAACGAUACUAUGUGUUUCACAAUAUAUGAUCAAUGGCGUGAGGUCGAGGAGGAACUAAUAGAGUUGGGUUGCACGAGAAGAACUUCUCCACUCUUCAACAUUUAUCAGAACUGCUUAGGGAUAAAGGAUGAACCUCUUAUGGAACUUCCACUCACCAUCCCUGAAAUAAAAGUUGAUGACAACUUUACCCUUCGUUGUCCUAUCACGGGGGACCUGCAAUCUUACUGGAUGAAAAAGACCAGUAGAGAAGACGUAUUACCCUUUGUGAGACAGUCUCCCAUUCUACAAUUUGAAUUUUUCAACUCUCAAAAUCAAGGUUAUUACUUCUGCAGAGGAGUUGGAAGUAACAAUCAGACUCUGGAAACAGAACCCGUAUUGCUCGCAUAUAAAGCAUCUGAGUUUACAACGCUAGGAUUCUCGAUAACAUAUGAUCGACCCUAUAUAGAUAUCGACGAUCCCAUCUUCCCAGAUUCUUCAUUUGACCUUCUCUCUCCUGUAAGUAUCUAUACAGGUUUAUUGCAAUGAGGGUAAUGCUAAUAA
Messenger RNA from Lytechinus pictus (painted urchin), 3476 nucleotides. RefSeq lists its product as uncharacterized. Gene Ontology annotation, cellular component: plasma membrane. Gene Ontology annotation, molecular function: protein binding. The coding region runs from base 384 to 3461 and encodes 1025 amino acids. The transcript has 14 exons. The record is from RefSeq and is a predicted model, not a curated record. Lineage: Eukaryota; Metazoa; Echinodermata; Echinoidea; Temnopleuroida; Toxopneustidae.